AUGGCGCCAAUCUGGUCAAUCUGGCCUGAACGAGCAAUAUUGCCAAAUCGGGCAAGGAAACAAAUGAGCGAAUCAUGGAUUCAAACUGGUCAACUACGAAGAGCAGCUAAUGUGUUCACAGAGACUAGUUACAUGAUUGCUAAUGCUAUGAAAGACGUGUCUGAUGCUAUAGCCUCCACAGGAGAUCGUUUGUUUAUUGUACCGAUUGGGGCUUUCGGAUCAUAUUCUCACGGCAAUGUUCGCACGUGUGGAAAUAGAGAUGAAUUGGUUAGUGGAAUUCGACAUCGUGGCUGUCGGAUACUCCACGGAAGUUACAGCUGGUUGGCCACAGCCGUUGCAAACACCGUUUCAUUUGGGCAGUCGACCCCAAUUCAACAUGAAUGGAUUGAAAUUAGAACUAAUGCUCAUUAUUAUAUUGUACAGAUUUGGACGGACGGAACCAUUGUGAUGGAACAAAAAAUGUCGCAGAGAGAAACAGAUUAUGCCGGGCUUCGUUGUGCAAAUAAAGCAAAUGAUUCCGAUGUUUGGACAAUCGAUACUCAUACGGUAUCUAUACAACUGGGCGAUGUAAUCGAUUGGCUGAAUAGUGAACAGUUUAUACCGUCCUACCAUUGGUCAAAACAUAAUUGUCAACACUUUUGCAAAGCAUUUAUGAGUUGCUUCUAA
Messenger RNA from Didymodactylos carnosus, 666 nucleotides. Lineage: Eukaryota; Metazoa; Rotifera; Eurotatoria; Philodinida; Philodinidae. The record is from the annotation of a GenBank genome assembly.